Punica granatum (pomegranate) is the source of this 2662-nucleotide messenger RNA. NCBI's taxonomy places the organism in Eukaryota, Viridiplantae, Streptophyta, Magnoliopsida, Myrtales, Lythraceae. The record is from RefSeq and is a predicted model, not a curated record.
ACUGUAUAAAAGAUCUCCAAGCUCUUCAUCUUCUUCACGGGGGGGGGAGAGAGAGAGAGAGAGAGAGAGAGAGAGAGAGUAGAGAGAGAAAGCGAGGGAGACGGCCAAAGCGCGGCGGGUUUUGGCUGAAGACGAAGCUUUGGGAGGAGAUUCAGGGUCUCUGGUUGCAUUCGCGUCACUGUGAACGGAGCUUCGAGGAGCCUUUGUGUUGGUGUUGUUCGAAUCCAGUGGACUGAGUUUGGUGGUUGAAGCGUUUUCUGCAGCUGGAGCUGGUCCGGUGGUCGGAGCUAUCGUAAUUCGGAUCACUGGUCGGUUCCUCCUGCCCCGCGCGUUUGAAUUAUCAGCUGAAUUGUGAGAAUUCAGUUGGAUUCCGAGCUGAAUUGAGCGUCGUUCAACUGAAUUGUGAAAGUAUAGCUGGAUGUGAGCUCCUACGAGCACGAUUUGGUAUUCAAUUCUGCUGGUGAUUGUGUGGAUGCAGGUAGUCUGCGGAAUUCCGUCCUGUCUGAGCUGAAUCCGAGGCAGCAGCUUCCUCGAGAAGCUGUCAGGGAAGCCUGCUGCUGUCGGUGCGAGAGCUGAGGUCGGGGCUUCGAUCUCGGAAGCUCUCGGAGCCGAAUCUGCAUUCCGGACAUCGCGCAGAUCUGAGGAGGAAUUCGGAGAAUUCCGGCUCCAACGUUCGAAUUACGCUUCAGCAGUGGAGAUUUGGAUUCGAUUUAGCAUAAUUCUGCUGAAUUUCCGGGCGAGAAGUGACAAAUCGGAGCUUUUCUCUUUGAUGAUGGAGCUCCCACAGCCCCGUCCGUUUGGCGGAGAAGGCAGGAAACCCACGCAUGACUUUCUGUCACUGUGCAGUCAUCCAAAUCUCCACCAAGAUCCAAGGUCUUCUUCUCAAGGAAAUCUCCUUAAAACUCAUGAUUUCUUGGGUAAGACGGGUGCCAAGGAAGAAGUCUCUAGCGAGAUACCGACGGUGGAGAAGCCACCACCCCCGGCCCCGCCACCUUCAGUGGAGCACAUCCUGCCUGGCGGAAUUGGAACUUACAGUAUAAGCCACAUUUCAUGCUUCAACCAGAGAGUCCCGAAGUCCGAGGCUACUGUGUUUACGGUUGCUCAAACCAGCAGCACCACUGAUAGGAACGAUGACAACUCUAACUGCAGUUCCUACACAAAUAGCGGCUUCACCUUGUGGGAAGAAUCAGUCGCCAAGAAGGGAAAGACAGGGAAGGAGAAUUUACACACUGCCGCUUCAAAAGAGCCUGCGGUGAAGUUGGGCCAAUGGGCAUCAUCGGAUAUGCCAUCACAGUCAUCUUCCAGCAACAACAACAACCACCGCAACUCGUUCAACUCUCUCUCUUCUUUGCAGGCAUCGACACAGAAAAAUCAGAGCUUCAUGGAUAUGAUAAAAUCAGCAAAGGCUGCAAGCAGCCAGGAGGAAGAAUUGGAUGAUGAGGAGGAGUUCGUAAUAAAGAAGGAGAUCUCUCCUGCUCCUAGAGAUUUGAGGGUGAAGGUCGAUGGCAAGAGUAGUGACCAGAAGGCGAAUACUCCAAGAUCCAAACAUUCUGCUACUGAGCAGCGGAGGAGGAGCAAAAUAAAUGAUCGAUUUCAGAUGUUGAGAACACUUCUCCCUCAAAACGAUCAAAAGAGGGAUAAGGCAUCGUUCUUGUUAGAGGUUAUUGAGUACAUACAAUUUUUACAAGAGAGAGUCCAGAAAUAUGAAGGUUCAUAUCCUGGGUGGAAUUACGAACCUGCUAAGAUGAUGACUUGGAGAAGCAAUCAGAGGCCUAACGAGGCUUACGUAGAUCAUUCUCGAAGUGCAAACGGUGGCGGUUCCACCUUAGUAUUUGCCACAAAAAAUGACGAAAACAACAUGUCUGUCGCUAAUAGCACUAAAAAUCAUCUUGAAUCCGAUUCGGGUGCUGGCUCCAUAUGCAAAGCUGUAGAUCAUCUCAACCAUGCGGUGACAAAUAAGGGAGUCCCUUUUCCUCUCGCUCUGCAGCCAAACAUCCUUGCCCCGGUCAGGACUGCUGCCGCAACUCAGCUGUCACCGGUAGUCAGUGCCGAUUUGGGAGCCAAGGCCGUGCAGCCACAGUCACAGACAGCUCAGGGCAAGCCAUUUACGAAGGAGUGCACUGCUCUUAAUGAUAAGCUGAAGGAGCAGGAGCUGGCUGUCGAGGGCGGCACAAUAAGCAUAUCCAGUGCUUACUCUCGAGGGUUGUUUAACACCUUAACCCAAGCACUCCACAGUUCCGGGGUCGAUCUGUCUCAGGCGAGCAUAUCGGUGCAGAUUGAGCUCGGGAAGAGAGCAAAAUCAUCCAUUCAGAAGGACAAUGAGACACCGGCAAACCAAGGUAUGACACGCCCUCGAGUCUCCGGGGACGACUCCGAUCAAGCCCUGAAGAAGCUCAAGACUGGAAAGAGCUAGAGACACCGAUUGCUAACCCUUUUUUUUUUCCCAAGAAAUAUUAUUUGUUCAAUUUUUGUUUUUUUUUUAGUCGAUCGUCUCCCCCAUUGGUUUUAGAGGGAUUAAUUAUAUAAGGAAUCUCCUGGUUAAUAACUUAAUCCAGUUGAGACCCACUUGUACAUUUGUAAGAUCCUUUUUCGGUUUUGAUGCACAUAGAAUUCUCUGACACCCAUUAAUCUGAAUUUUCAGCAGUCUCUCAUAUUCUUUUCU